Molecule: messenger RNA, 272 nt
Organism: Scutellospora calospora
Lineage: Eukaryota; Fungi; Glomeromycota; Glomeromycetes; Diversisporales; Gigasporaceae
Source: the annotation of a GenBank genome assembly
AUGGAACUACUUAGUGAAAGAGUGUAUUAUUCUCUAAUCGUUCUGGGACGUGAAAUCCGUGAACAGCUUUAUCACCGUUUAAGUGACUUUGAUUUUCAUUAUAAAAUGACUAAUGUCUUUAAACACAGUGUCAGUGACAGUUCUAAGUCGAAAGAGAAGUCUAAAGAAGUGCGCGAUGAUGAAACACACAUGAAUGAAGCUUUAAGAUGUGUUGCUGAAGCUUUUCCAACCGUUGCUAAAGCCCUUAACAUUAAAUUUCCUAUCACUUAUUG